Molecule: messenger RNA, 1701 nt
Organism: Mesorhabditis belari
Lineage: Eukaryota; Metazoa; Nematoda; Chromadorea; Rhabditida; Rhabditidae
Source: the annotation of a GenBank genome assembly
AUGGGUAAACGAGGUCGUUUCAUUUGUGGUGGAGUGGCAACAGCGAUUGGCAUUCUCGGUGCCCUUCUCAUUGCCGCCGGUCUCGUUGUCGUUCUCAAAGUGAUGCCUGAUCAGAUCAAGGACGGAAUCAAAAAGGACAAACAACUAAUCAAGUACAAGAAUGGGACCUAUAACGAUUACACAAAAGAUUGGGUGUCUCCAAAGUACAUUCAACGAAUGCAGUAUUGGGUUUACGACUACAAGAAUCCGAUUAGCAUCAUCAAUCGAGGACAACUACCUGACGUCGAUGAGAAAGGACCGUACACUUAUGUCGAGGACACCUUCAACGACAUCACUUGGAUGAGCGACGAUAACACGAUCCUCAACUAUACACAGACUAUCCGGUAUCGAUUCGAUCCCGAGCAAUCGUGUCUUGGCUGUGAUCCGUAUAAGGACACCGUCUUGGUGCCAGAUAUCAGUUUUAUUUUAGCACUCGAGCAAUUCGGUGAAUGUUACAGCUUUUUUGGUAGCUUCAAUCUUUCACAUCUUUGCGAUCUCCCCGCGGUUCAAGGUUUCUAUGAUAAUGAUUUGGUACCAUUGCUAGCCGACGCCAUGGAUCUCUUUGACACGGGACCCUUUGUGAGAGUGACGAUCGACCAGCUUCUCAUCUCUGGCUAUGAGCCAAAAGUCUACGUCUCUUUCCUGCAAAAUGUCUUGAACAUUGUCAUCGAUGUUUUCAACAUUCUCCUGCAUGAUAUUAUCAAUCCCCUUCAACACGCUCACAUCGAACCACCGCAAAAUGUCAGCUAUGGGCAAACUCUCUUCUACACCAGUCCCCAUUACAUAGUAACCACGGGAAAAGAUAAUUACAAAGAAGUGGGCUUUAUCAAAAGUUUCACCAUGGAGGACCCGUUCAACAAAAACAUCACCCUAUCCACAACGGGAACAACGUUACCGGAACAAUGGUGGUCUAAGUGCAACGGCGAUACACUUAAUUCAAUGAAAGCAAGAACAGUCGCUGGAAACACCGGUGACUUCUACCCAUCAUUCUUGGAGAAAAAAGAUGUCGUGCCGAUUUAUGUGGACUCCAUUUGUCGAUCAAUUCUCAUGAAAUACCAGAAAGAGGUGACAUAUGAGGGAAUCGACGCCUACCGUUUCGUUCUCCCCGCCGAUGAGUUCAAUUGGGAUCAACCGGAAAACUGUGGUUUCUGUUUCCCGCUGAAACACGAUUAUUUCGAUAGAAAUCAAGGAGAUCAUAGCUAUCCAAAUGGAAUAAUGGAUCUACGAGGAUGUCAGGAAGGCAAUCCGGUGGCUAUUUCAAAGCCGCAUUUCUAUGAGGCCUCGGAUGUGGUGAAGAAUUUUAUCCCUCGUUUUAAGUCUAGUGACGAUGACAACGUGUGGAUGGAUGUCGAGCCGCAAUCAGGCACCAUUCUCAUGGCACAUAAGAGAAUGCAAAUUAAUCUCAUGGCUAAUCAAUUCAAAAAUAUCAGCAGUAUGAAAGUCUUCAUGCCUGGUGCGUAUCCAAUCUAUUGGUUGAACGAGUCUUUCUAUGCUGAUCAGGGAACAGUGAGAGAUUUGAAGAACGAUUUGAUCAACCCACAAAAGCUCUUCAAAAUUAUUUGCUAUUCAGCGGUUGGAUUGGGAGGUCUUCUCAUUCUGAUCUCAAUCCUUUCCUGCUUUGGCAUUGUGUUCGUUUCUCGUCGACAAAGCUCAAAAAUCGAU